Messenger RNA from Dichomitus squalens LYAD-421 SS1, 1668 nucleotides. Its product is annotated as NCS1 nucleoside transporter family. Lineage: Eukaryota; Fungi; Basidiomycota; Agaricomycetes; Polyporales; Polyporaceae. Gene Ontology annotation, biological process: transmembrane transport; nucleobase transport. The record is from RefSeq and is a predicted model, not a curated record. Gene Ontology annotation, molecular function: nucleobase transmembrane transporter activity. The coding region runs from base 1 to 1668 and encodes 555 amino acids. The transcript has 11 exons. Gene Ontology annotation, cellular component: plasma membrane.
AUGGGGAUUGUCAAGAGACUACAAGUCAACCGUCCGGAGAACUUUGCGCAAUCAGAGCUAACAUUGCAGAACGAAGACCUUCUCCCUGUUCCUAAGGAGAAACGCCCAUGGGGCGUCUGGAAUUUCAUUUCAUUCUGGGUUGCAAAUGGUUUCAACAUCAAUACAUGGAUGAUCUCCUCUUCCAUGAUCCAGCUUGGCCUUGCCUGGUGGCAAGCCUGGAUAUGCGUCUGGCUGGGUUAUGGGCUCGUCGCUCCAUUCAUUGUCGCGAAUGCGAGACCGGGAGCAAUCUUCCAUGUCACGUUCCCAGUAGUCGCGCGGACAAGCUUUGGAGUAUGGGGAAGCCUGUGGUGUGUGUUCAACCGAGGCGCCAUGGCAUGCAUCUGGUACGGUGUGCAGGCUAGCAUCGGGGGGUCUUGUGUCCUUGUCAUGCUACGGGCAAUGUGGCCAUCUGUGAACAACAUUCGGAACCAUUUGCCUGUGUCUUCGGGGACAACUACAAGAGACUUCAUGUGCUUCUUCCUGUUCUGGUUCAUAUCGCUCCCGGCCAUCUGGUUCCCCAUUCACCAGGUCCGGCACCUCUUUACGCUGAAGGCAGUCGUGGUUCCCGUAGCGGGUAUCACAUUCUUCAUCUGGUGUAUCGUAAAGGCCCAUGGUGUUGGACCGAUCAUUCGUCAACCUGCAACAUUGCACGGCUCUGCUCUCGGGUGGGGCAUGGUCUCGAGUAGCAUGUCCUGCUUUAGUAACAUGGCCACUCUCGUCACGAACGCGCCCGACUUCGCUUCCCGCGCUCGUCACCCUUCCGCUGCUCUUUGGCCACAGCUUAUCACCGUCCCACUGAGUUUCGCAAUCGUCAGCUUCUUCGGAAUCAUCGUCAGCUCGUCUUCACAGGCGAUCUAUGGCGAGGUGAUCUGGUCUCCCAUCGACCUGCUUGGGAAGUUCCUUGAUGGAAACCCAAGCCGUGCGACCAGGUUUGGGGUAUGGUUCAUUGCUGCGUCGUUCAUCAUCGCGCAGCUCGGAACGAACAUCUCGGCCAAUUCGAUCAGCGCCGGCUGUGAUCUCACUGCUCUUCUACCCCGAUUUAUAAACAUCCGCCGGGGAGGAUACAUCGCCGCAAUCGUGGGCCUGGUCAUGCUCCCUUGGAACCUGCUCAAGAGCAGCAAUCAGUUCACCUCGUACCUCUCCGCCUACUCUGUCUUCCUCAGCUCCAUAGCAGGAGUUAUGGUCAUCGACUACUACGUGAUCCACAAGGGGCACUACAAUAUCACUGAUCUCUACCACACACGCAAAGAAGGCUGGUACUGGUACACGCUCGGAAUCAAUUUCCGUGCCUACGCCGCAUACAUCGCCGGCAUCCUGAUCAACGUCGUGGGCUUUGCAGGCGCGGCAGGGCACCACGUGCCCCUCGCAGCGACGCGCAUCUACGAGCUCUCAUUCUUCACCGGCUUCGGGGUCUCCGCGAUCAUCUAUUGGUUGCUCAACCUGCUGUUCCCCAUCAGGGGACUAAGCGAAUGCGGGACGUUCGAGGAGGUGGACGUCUCCGGCUCCGUUCUCGAAGGCGUGGGUGCCAUCGGAUACGUGCACGAGGUGGAAGAGUGCAAGGAGGCCGCGGACGUAGACAAAAAGAGCAUCGCGGGCGUGGACGUGCAGAGCGUCCGGUCGAAUGUGUGA